Molecule: messenger RNA, 594 nt
Organism: Micromonas pusilla CCMP1545
Lineage: Eukaryota; Viridiplantae; Chlorophyta; Mamiellophyceae; Mamiellales; Mamiellaceae
Exons: 1
Biological process (GO): maturation of SSU-rRNA from tricistronic rRNA transcript (SSU-rRNA, 5.8S rRNA, LSU-rRNA)
Cellular component (GO): preribosome, small subunit precursor; nucleolus
Source: RefSeq, a predicted model, not a curated record
AUGUCCGGGCGCGGAUUCGGCGGCGGUGGCGGCGGUGGCCGAGGCGGCGGAGGCGGAGGCCGAGGCGGCGGCGGCGGCGGCCGAGGCCGCGGCGGCGGCGGCCGAGGCGGCGGCGGCCGCGGUGGCGGCAGGUUCGGCGGCCCCGUGACGAAGAAGAAGCCGUCGACGAAGAAUCAGAUGCGAAGCAUCCAGCGGCUUCUGAAGCGCGAGGGACUCCCCGAGAAGGCGCGCGCGGAGAAAGCGCGACAGCUCGAAGCCCUCGACGCGAUCGCGGAGGAGAACAAGCGCGCGGAGCGCGAGAGGAAGCUCUCGGUCAGAUACCACAAGGUGAAGUUCUUCGAGCGCGUGAAGCUCACGAGAGCGAUGGAGAAGCUCGAGAGGGAUAACCCCGCGGCGACGCGCUCGGACGCGGUCGCGGAGGAGCUGAAGCAGCUCAAGGAAGAUCUGCAUUACGUGAUGCACUUUCCGAAAGGGUACAAGUACGUGAGCGUCUUGAAGAACAAAGACGAGACCCCGGAGGCGGCGGAGUACUUGGAGAAGAAACGCAGACGUUUGCGGCAGAUCAUCAAGGAGAACAUGGUCAAGGACGCGGCG